Molecule: messenger RNA, 995 nt
Organism: Cuscuta epithymum
Lineage: Eukaryota; Viridiplantae; Streptophyta; Magnoliopsida; Solanales; Convolvulaceae
Source: the annotation of a GenBank genome assembly
CGUAGACUGAGUUAGGGUUGGGAUGAAUGAAGAUUGCUAUAACAUAUUGGUGGAUUCGAGAGGACGAAUGCCUGAUGAAGGGAUGAACACUUUACCUGCUCAGAGGACGACGUCGAAGCUACCUCUGAAGAGAAAGAUGAACAGUUUACCUGCUCCAUUUAGGGUACCAUUCCAUGAAAGUAGCGGGGAUGAAGGAAUCAAUAGUGAUGAAUUUGGUGAUAUAUUCAUUGAACUGCCUUCAUUGAAUGAAUCUGUCAAUGUAGCAAAUGUUCAUAAUACCUGCCAGUUUACUGAAGGUAUCCAAUUUGAGGAAAUUGCUGAUGGGCUAGAUGGGUACGAUAUGAAUGAAUCAGAUGAUAUGAAUGAGUCAGAUGAUGAAUUAGGUCAUUCUAGUUCUUAUACAGAUGAAGGGAGUGACAAGGAUGAAGUACACACAGUCCAAUAGUCAGAAGAAGUGCAGCAAAUGUCUUUCUUUUGGGCACAACAAGAGGUCAUGCCAAGGAGGGCCAAUUGCUAGGGGUGCUAAAAGUGGUGGAAGGACUGGUACAAGGGCUGGUGCAAGGGCUAGUGGAAGGGCAGGUGGAAGGGCUAGUGCAACAGGGGGUGGAAGGGCAGGUGGAAGGGCUAGUGCAACAGGUGGUGGAAGAGGUGGUGGAAGGGUUGUUGGAAGAAGUGUUGGAAGCACUGCUGGGAGUGGUGCUGGAAGGACACGGGGUAGAAGAGGUGGUGGAAUUGGAAUGACCUACCACCAGUAAGUACGUAUAUAUUUACGCAGAGUUGUUGACACAACUAGUGUUUACUACAACUAGUUGUUGCUACAACCAUUUUUGCUCACUGCACAGAUGCAAUGCAUGGAUUAUAACUGAUUUUUUGGUCCCUGUAAAUUCUAGACAUGACAUGAAGCUCACUUUUUUUGGAUAAGUACUUAGAGCGAACUAAGUUUGCUAGAUUUAGACAACAACAAAGUACAAACACAUUGCACUUGCAGUUUUUUG